CUGAUUAUUCAAUUAUAGCAGCGGCUUUGGCGCUCUUCAUCUGCGGCAACGGCUGCUGCCAUUCACAAUUUAGUGUCUCAUAAAUUAUGCUGUUGCUGCCACACGGUUAUCAUUGUGACCGCGCACACAACCCACCGCCCUCCCCCGGGACACGGCCACGGGCAUGGACACGAUGGGCACAUGACGGAAGAGCAUUGAAAACAACACUACCGCAUGGAAACCAAAACGAAACCCAGCUGGCACAGACUUUGUACUCGGGUUGGUGACAUUUCGGAAAUUGUUCAAGCUUCGGUUCAUUCCACACCCGCUUACACAAGACACAAUUUGUUUUGUUUGUUACUUUUACAUUUUACACGAUUGAUUCUGCGAUGGCAGUGGUCAGGCCAACGGUUAGACCGAUGAAGGCGGUUCGUGUCUGUUUCCUCCGAAAUGGGGAUCCACACUUCAGGGGCGUCACACUGUCCGUGUCCCGGUACCACUACAACGACUUUGACAUACUCUUGGGGCACGUCACCAAAGCCCUGCACUCACAUGUGGUGCUGUCAUCGGCAAUCGAAUAUAUUUGGCGCAUCGAUGGCACACCGAUAAGCUUUCUGGACUCCUUUCUGGACGGGGACGUUGUCGUCUGCUGCUGCCGGUACGAGAGCUUCAGCAAAAUGGACUACUCUGUUAACAGACAUUUUGGGCGGCUGCAGGCGGCGAUCCGUCGCUGGAAGGUCUGUAAAGAAGCACUGCCCAAGGACCUUUCCGACUCCAUUUUGCUCUACGUGGACAAACGCCAAAGUUUGGUUAGCAAUGAGAGGACCGCCAUCUGCAUGGCUGAGCCCAAGUCGAAGCAAAUGGGCAGCUGCAUUGUCAAGGUGGUGAACGAGGCGUUCAUGCAGAGUCUCGAUGCCAAGUACAAAGAGAUGGAGAUCAUGCGCAAGCUGCAGUCCCAUCCGAACGUCGUUGAUCUGAUAUUCACCGUGCACAGGCCGAAGGACUCCCACACCUUCCUUGUGAUGGAGUGCAUGGCCUGUAGCGUGCAAGAUUUGAGGAAGCUGCACGGCAGCAUUCCCGAGCCCACAGCCAAGCGGAUCAUGCGAGACGUCGUCUGUGGCCUGACCCACAUUCACGGAUGUCAUGGUGCUGGCAAUGCGGACUUCGAUUUUUUGGUUGCUAAGAUUGCAGACUUUGGAGCGGCCAUUUAUUUCAAGGAAAGAGCGGCGGAGGACUACGUUGGGACACCAAAGUACAUAGCUCCCGAGAUGAUUAUUGGCACCGGAUACGACUACCGAGUGGAUACCUGGGCCGUCGGGGUCACUCUCUUUUGCAUGUUGUUCGAUGAGGAACCCUUUGGAAAGGGGUGCAAGGAGCCUGAUGCCAUCUGCCACGAAAUUGUGGCUCGUGGGCAUACAUUUCCCUUGGAACUUAAGGACAGUGUCAGCAAGGAUGCCAAGGAUCUGAUUGAUGAGCUGUUGAUGAAGAACCCAAGCUUCCGCCCUACUUCCGCUGAGAUUUCCAAGCAUCCUUUUAUGCUCAGGGAAAUCAUAACAGAUUUUAAAGCAUUAGAAAAAAUAGCAGCCGCCAGUUUUAUCUCUGGGCUCUAUCUCUAUCUGUAUCUGUAUCUGUAUCUCUAUCUGUAUCUGAGAGCAUCGCCAAUCUGCAGUGUGGUGCGGAGUACUUCUCUUUGCUGA
Messenger RNA from Drosophila subobscura, 1676 nucleotides. Its product is annotated as calcium-dependent protein kinase 24. Gene Ontology annotation, biological process: regulation of cytokinesis; protein phosphorylation; intracellular signal transduction. The record is from RefSeq and is a predicted model, not a curated record. Bases 369 to 1676 code for a protein of 435 amino acids. NCBI's taxonomy places the organism in Eukaryota, Metazoa, Arthropoda, Insecta, Diptera, Drosophilidae. The transcript is spliced from 3 exons. Gene Ontology annotation, cellular component: nucleus; centrosome; spindle pole. Gene Ontology annotation, molecular function: ATP binding; protein serine/threonine kinase activity.